UGCACGCGACCGCUUGUGCCCCGUGUUGUUGCGCGUCAACUACGCGACGUUCAUAUUUCGUUCGCAAACUUGCUAUCCGGACUGCACAUGGAUUUAAAGUGUACAAGUGUUACCAGUUUAAAAACCAUAUUUUCUGUUAUAAAAAUGUGGCUGUAACAUUAUUGUGGUAAACUUAAUAUGGCCGCAGCCAUGAUAAGUGAUCGAGGACUACGUAAAAAACUAACCCAAGAGGCUAUACCCGAGAAAACACCACGGAAACCUUCAAAAAGGAAAUCGACUCCGAGCAGUUCUAAAGACAAGAAAAACGAACAGAACAAUAAUAAACGUCCUAAAAUACAAACAGGAGAUCCUAAAUUGGAUUUAUUCUCGACUUACCAGCCUUGGGUAAUACAAACAUAUGGAGAUUUAGCUAAAACAAAGACGAUUACAUUGAAAAAGUAUGCAAGAAUCCUGCGUACACUUCGCGGGGAGGAAUGUAACAGUUCUGAUAGUUCAAAAUUCCGUUUCUGGGUAAAAGCGAAAGGUUUCUAUGUGGGUAAACCACCUGGGUACGAAGCAAAGCCGGCGGACGGCAUUGUAUGCCGGUACAGCGUGGCUGAUGCUGAGGGCUGCGCGAGGACGCCGGACGGCUUGGAGAUAUACAGCGGAUCGCAGAAUGAUCCUCCUCUCUAUAUUCCUACGCCGCCGCUUAAGAAUGCGCCAAGUCAAGAACCUGUUUAUAGAAAAGUUGCAAUAGUAGAAAAUUUCUUCGAUAUCAUUUAUACGGUGCAUGUUGAGUUAGAAGGCAGGCCAGGGAAACAUGCGGGGCAAAAAAGAACUUACAGAACGAUUACGGAGACAUAUGCGUUUCUUCCUCGUGAAGCCGUGACCAGGUUUCUAACAGGAUGCGCGGAGUGCGCGCGACGCCCGCGCAGCGCCUCCCCACCUCCGCUGCCUACACCUUCCCCGUCCCCAACCAGACAUCCCCCCUACCUACCAUUCCUCCCUCACUGCGCAGCUGAUUAUACCAGGAAUUGGGAAUCAGAGAUUGAUGCAGCCCAUUCCAACUAUCCUUACGAACCGAAGUUCGAUUACACAGAACUACAACCUCUGAAGAAAGUCGAAAGUCCUAAACCAACUGACACGGAAGAUGAACCGACUUAUAUUGAACUUACCUCCAAAAAAGUGAACGGCUUCGAUUCAACUCCCAUAAUAAAUAGAAGUUCGUCUGUUGAACCAGCGUUUAGAGAAGAACAGCCUGUGCGUACCGACCCUGAGAUAGAUAAAGACGAAAAUAGUUUAAUUGACGUUGAAGACGUAAAAGUCGAUGACAGUCCACCGCCAGUAGUGCUGGAAGAGAAGCAAGAAGUAGAAGAAGAGAAAGUAAACGAAGAAAGUGAUAAAGAAAGUACCAGGGCGACAGAAAACAUAGAAGUUACGGAACCGAAAGUCGAAGUUAAAAAGGAGAAGAAGUAUAAUCCGCUGGAUGUCGCUAAUUUGACUUCGAAAGAUCCUCCAAAGUCGCGGUCGCCGCCUCGUAAGAAGUUAUUACCAACAAGUAUAGAUUGUUCUAACUCCUUUGGAAGAUAUCCUCGACCGUGGCGUCCUGACGGCGGUUUGUACUACGCUGGAGAAGACGUCGACUACAGCGUCCCUAUAACAACAGCUUAUCUUAAACAUAUGCGGAGUAUGGCGUAUCAAGACAGCUUGGAUGGGGAGUCUAAGGACAAUUUAACUCCGGAGCCAACUGAUAUGACAGACGAUGACAAUUUCUCUGGUGUCGCCCUCGCGAAAGACGCCGAGAAGUUGAAAAUGAUGUUGCUGGCAUGGAAUUAUCACAGCCAAAGCCAAGGUCGUAACGGUGACAUGUCAGAGAGUGGGACGGACAGCAUGGCAGACCUUUGGGCCUCAUACCACAGCGCCCUAGGGCUAGGGUCUAAGCCGCCCAAGCCGCCAACGCCCUUGGCUACAGGCCACUCGGUGAGUUUUAAGAGUCCAAUCCACGUUGGUUCCGCGACGCCGGGGUUGGAGACGAGUGCGACCCAUGAUGAGACGUCCUCAUCAGACAGGACUAAGGAUGAUGACGACGGUGGAGCCUCAGACGACGACAGUGAUGAUCGCGUCGACCCACAUCAUCACGACCCAGAACGACUUAAGGCUUUUAAUAUGUUCGUCCGUUUGUUCGUUGACGAGAAUCUAGACAGAAUAGUACCUAUAUCUAAGCAGCCUAAGGAAAAGAUCCAGGCCAUCAUAGACUCGUGCACACGACAGUUCCCGGAGUUCGCAGAAAGAGCGAGGAAGAGGAUCAGGACGUACUUGAAGAGUUGCAGAAGGAACAAGAAGGUCAGGGGAGACGUGCCUACCAGUGGGAAUGGAGGCAGCACGCCCUCUACCAGCGCGUGGGAUACCGCGGUGCGACCGACGCCGGCGCAUCUGACGUCGGUUCAGGCGGAGCACAUUCUUGCGCAGGCGUGCGAGAAUGAGAGCCUGAAUGCUAAACGUAUGCGUCUCGGUCUCGACCCUGUCAGCCAGCCCAUGCCCACGCUGCCAACACCCAUGUCGAUUGAUACAACAGCGACAUCAGCAGUGGCGUCGUCUUUCCUCAGCCUGUACUCCGGCACUACCACCAGCAGUGCGGGGGGUGCGGGGGGCAAGGACACGCGCCCCGCGACACUAGCGCCGCUGCCGCCCAGCCCUGCGGACGCCGCGCUCAACAAUAACACGCUCAAGAUUGAUAACGCCAAUGGGAAUACUGGCAGUAAGACUGCUAGCCCCGCGUCGUCUCCAGCGCCGCUGUUCAGACCGUCUUUCCCAAGCACGUUCGGCACACCGCAGACAUUCGGACGACAAAAUUCAAACACAAGCAACGCUUCAGCACUGUCAAGCAGCGCCUUGUUGUCCACUCUGUCUACAUUGCCACCAACAGGCGUAGGUAUGAACGCGGCGAUGGCGGCCUAUCAGAGCGCGCUGCUGUCUGCCAUGGCGGCGCACACGCAUUCCUUCCCGCUCGCCGCUCCAACAGAUCUAUCAGUGAAGAGUACGCCAUCAACAUCUCUGCACUCAUCAGUGGGCGGUGCUAGCGUGUCAGGAGGUGGGGCCGGUCUGUCGGGGGGCGGGGCGAGCAAGCCACUCCUGUCACACAAGCUGUCAGGAGCAGAAACAGGAGCAGUACGGCAGCUGAUCACAGGCUACCGCGAGUCUGCUGCUUUCCUGCUGCGUUCUGCUGACGAGUUGGAAGCUCUGCUGCUCAACCAACCAUAGGAUACGGCGAAUCUACUCGGUUUUAAAUUUGGAUACUUUUAAAAUGUUAUGUAACAGUGAUAGACGUUUAUGCAUUCCUGGUACGUGAGAGGAAUUGAAUUUAUGUUGUCCUGGUUGGGUUUUCUUAUUAAAACUGUCCUAAGAAGGU
Papilio xuthus (Asian swallowtail) is the source of this 3388-nucleotide messenger RNA. RefSeq names its product nucleolar protein 4. Bases 178 to 3240 code for a protein of 1020 amino acids. The record is from RefSeq and is a predicted model, not a curated record. The transcript has 15 exons. NCBI's taxonomy places the organism in Eukaryota, Metazoa, Arthropoda, Insecta, Lepidoptera, Papilionidae.